AUCAGAGCUCAAACUAGUAUCACUUCUCAGAAAGUGAAACUCAGACAGUCAUUGUUACUGAGAGGUGAAAUGGCGCAGCAAGGAGCUCAGCUGGACGGAGCUAAAUUCUGCUGUUCCAUCUGUUUGGAUCUACUGAAGGAUCCAGUGACUAUUCCCUGUGGACACAGCUACUGCAUGAGCUGUAUUAACAACUUCUGGGAUGAAGAGGAUAAGAAGGAAAUCUACAGCUGUCCUCAGUGCAGACAGUCCUUCACACCGAGGCCUGUCCUGGUAAAAAACACCAUGUUAGCAGAUUUAGUGGAGGAGCUGAAGAAGACUGGACUCCAAUCUGCUCCUGCUGAUCUCUGCUAUGCUGGACCUGAAGAUGUGGCCUGUGAUGUCUGCACUGGGAGGAAGCUGAAAGCCUUCAAGUCCUGUCUGGUCUGUCUGGCAUCUUACUGUGAGAAACACCUGCAGCGUCACUAUAAUGUAGCUCCACUGAAGAAACACAAGCUGGUCGAUCCCUCCAAGAAGCUCCAGGAGAACAUCUGCUCUCAUCAUGAUGAGGUGAUGAAGAUAUUCUGCCGUACAGAUAAGAAGUGUAUCUGUUAUCUGUGCACUAUGGAUGAACAUAAAGGCCACGACACAGUCCCAGUUAAAGCAGAAAGGACUGAGAGGCAGAGAGAGCUCGAGGUGAGUCGACUAAACAUCCAGCAGAGAAUCCAGGACAGAGAGAAAGAUGUGAAGCUGCUUCAACAGGAGGUGGAGGCCGUCAGUCGUUCUGCUGAUAAAGCAGUGGAGGACAGUGAGAAGAUCUUCACUGAGCUGAUCCGUCUCCUCCAGAAAAGAAGCUCUGAUGUGAAGCAGCAGAUCAGAUCCCAGCAGGAAACUGAAGUGAGUGGAGUCAAAGAGCUUCAGGAGAAGCUGCAGCAGGAGAUCACUGAGCUGAAGAGGAAAGACGCUGAACUGAAGCAGCUCUCACACACAGAGGAUCACAACCAGUUUCUACACAACUACCCCUCAGUGUCACAACUCAGUGAACCUACAGACUCAUCCAGCAUCAAUAUCCGUCCUCUCAGAUACUUUGAGGAUGUGACAGCAGCUGUGUCAGAGCUCAGAGAUAAACUACAGGACAUCCUGAAGGAGGAAUGGACAAACAUCUCACUGACAGUGACUGAAGUGGACGUUUUACUGCCAGGACCAGAGCCCAAGACCAGAGCUGAGUUCUUAAGAUAUUCACAUGAAAUCACUCUGGAUCCAAACACAACAAACACAUGGCUGUUAUUAUCUGAUGGGAACAGAAAAGCAACAUACACGAGUAAAAAACAGCCUUAUUCUAGUCAUCCAGACAGAUUCAGUAAUUAUUGUCAGGUCCUGAGUAGAGAGAGUCUGACUGGACGUUGUUACUGGGAGGUGGAGUGGAGCGGAGGAGGAGUCCGUGUAGCAGUCGCAUACAAGAAUAUCAGCAGAGCAGGAGGCUCAAAUGAAUGUGGAUUUGGAUACAAUGACAAAUCUUGGGCUUUACAGUAUUACAAUAACAGUUAUGAAUUCUGGUUCAACAACAUUGAAACUCCCGUCUCAGGUCCUGUUUCCUCCAGAGUAGGAGUGUACCUGGAUCACAGAGCAGGUAUUCUGUCCUUCUACAGCGUCUCUGAAACCAUGACUCUCCUCCACAGAGUCCAGACCACAUUCACUCAGCCUCUCUAUGCUGGAGUUCAGUUUUAUUCUAAUAAUUCUGGAGACACCGUUGAGUUGUGUAAAGUGAAAUAG
Molecule: messenger RNA, 1749 nt
Organism: Scomber japonicus (chub mackerel)
Lineage: Eukaryota; Metazoa; Chordata; Actinopteri; Scombriformes; Scombridae
Product: tripartite motif-containing protein 16-like
Exons: 1
Coding region: 70-1749 (559 amino acids)
Molecular function (GO): zinc ion binding; protein binding
Source: RefSeq, a predicted model, not a curated record